Molecule: messenger RNA, 4136 nt
Organism: Euleptes europaea (tarantolino)
Lineage: Eukaryota; Metazoa; Chordata; Lepidosauria; Squamata; Sphaerodactylidae
Gene: SLC4A3
Product: solute carrier family 4 member 3
Exons: 23
Coding region: 375-4136 (1253 amino acids)
Biological process (GO): transmembrane transport; monoatomic anion transport; regulation of intracellular pH
Cellular component (GO): plasma membrane
Molecular function (GO): solute:inorganic anion antiporter activity; monoatomic anion transmembrane transporter activity
Source: RefSeq, a predicted model, not a curated record
AUAAGGGAGCGAGGCCAGCCAAUGUGCAGCUUGCCUCUGAGCAGAGCCAGUAGCACUGGAUGGCUGCCUGCAGGAGGAGCAGGAAGCUGCUGCACUGAAGAGGAGGAGGAGGAGGUGUCUGAUACAGUCGCCUUACCUGAGCCGCUAGCAGAGAAAUGGACACAUGUUGAGUGAUCGCCAGCUGCAGGAAAGAGGGCAAGAGGCAAGUGGCAGCAGCGGGCACCCCGUGGACCCCUGGCUGGAGGCAAGCAGCUGUCCCUCUCAGCAGCUGCGAGGUUAUGCCACGCCUCAGACUUACUGGGUGCCUGCUAAUGAAAGAAAAGGGUUGAUAUUUACCCAAAUAUUGCAUGACGGACCAUAGGUCAUAAGACAAGAUGGCAGCUGGAAAUACGGCUCCCUCAGGAGGCAUCUUCAAUACAGCACAGCAGUGUGGUGAGGAUGCUGAGACAGCCUUUCCUGGUGUAGAGGAUGAGGAAGAUUUGGACAAGACCUUGUCUGUAGAACGGUUUGGAGACCUGAUCAGCAAAUCUAUACUAAGAGACCAGGAGAAGCAAGGCCGCAGCUACAGUGAGAGGGACUUUGAAUUCCAUCGCCAAACAUCCCACCACAUCCAUCAUCCCCUCUCUACCCACCUGCCUCCCCCUCACAAGUCCAAGAAGAGGCUUCCCCACUCUGAGAGGAAGAAGAAGAAAAAGAGAAAACCCAAAAAAACCUCUGUACCUCCCUCCAAUGUCACCCCCACCAUCCAGGAGGUGGAAGAAGAGGAAGAAGAGGAGGAGGAAGCAGAAUCUGAAGGAGAGGACGUUCUAGAAAAGGAAGCCUCUGCAGAGUCUGAGCAUGAAGCCUCUCCCAAAGGGGAGUCUCAUAGCAUACCAAAAACAGUGCUGUCUGAAGGAAACAUUGAGUUCACUAUUGGGAGCGGUAAGGAGGAGGAGGAGGAGGAAGAAGAGGAGGCCUGUGGCAGCCCAUGCACUUUGUCAUUUCAUGUGGCAGAGGAAUGCAGUCACCUCUCCUCACUUCCAUGUCUUUCUGAUCUGCUGCCAGAGAAAGGACUGACAUCUCCCAGGGGCUUCUCUGGGUGCAGGGAUACACCUCGAGGAUGGGAGAAGCGCAAACCUUGGAGUCAGGUGCCAAGUGGGCAGCGGGCAAACUACGAUCUGAAGGAGAGGGUGUGUAUCGGCAGCAUGACCGCCCUGGAAAGUGCCACAUACCAGCGAAUCCCCACGGAUGAGGCCGAGGCUCAAAUGCUGGCUUCUGCUGACCUGGAUGACAUGAAAAGCCAUCGUUUUGAAGACAACCCAGGAGUAAGGAGACAUCUGGUUAAGAAACCAUCCCGAAACCAGACUACCAAAACCAGUAAAAAGUCUUUGUCCUCGCACUCAGUCAAGAGAAAGAAGAAAAAGAAAAAGCUUGACCGGAAGCCUCAUGAGAUAUUUGUGGAGCUGAACGAACUAGUGGUGGAUAAGAACCAGGACAUGCACUGGAAGGAGACAGCUCGCUGGAUCAAAUUUGAGGAAGAUGUGGAAGAGGACACAGCACGCUGGGGGAAGCCUCAUGUGGCCUCACUCUCUUUUCGUAGUCUUUUGGAGCUUAGGAAGACUAUUGCCCAUGGAGCUGUUCUGCUAGACUUGGAGCAAACGACAUUACCAGGCAUUGCUCACCUGGUGGUAGAGACCAUGAUAAUCUCAGACCAGAUCAAGGCUGAAGACAGAGCCAAUGUGCUGCGGGCCCUACUACUUAAGCACAGCCACCCCAACGAUGAGAAGGAGGGAUUCUUUCCUCGGAACCAGUCAGAGGCUAGCAUGAACUCUGUGAUAGCAAACCACCACCACAACCAUAACUACACAGUUGAUACUUGCAUGCCGUUGAUGGGCGAAGACUGCAUUGAGAUGACAGAGCCCACAAUCCAUGACCCUGACUACAAAGAGAAAAACAUGCACAUUCACAACUCUGAGGGACAUCGUGGCAAAUACCUCAAGCUGAUGGAGAAAAUUCCCAGUGAUGCUGAGGCUACCGUGGUGCUUGUUGGUUGUGUUCAGUUCCUUGAACAGCCAACCAUGGCUUUUGUCCGUUUAAAUGAGGCUGUUUUUCUGGAGUCAGUUCUGGAGGUUCCAAUUCCUGUCCGUUUCAUCUUUGUCUUAUUGGGGCCAAGCCAGUCCAACAUGGAUUAUCAUGAGAUUGGGAGAUCCAUCUCCACACUCAUGUCAGACAAGCAUUUCCAUAAAGCUGCUUACAUGGCAGAUGACCGCCAGGACCUGCUCAAUGCCAUCAACGAGUUCCUUGACUGUAGUAUCGUCAUCCCCCCCUCAGAGAUGGAGGGAAAGGGUUUGCUGAAGUCAAUCGCCACAUUCCAGAAGGAGCUACUGCGAAAGAGGAAAGAGCGAGACCAGCAGAAGACUACCAAAGAAGGUCAAGUCCAGGAAGCCAAAGAGUUGUGUGAGGUUAAGGCUGAGGAGGAAGAAGAGGGUGAGGAGGAGGAUGAUCCUCUCGAACGCACUGGCAUUUUCUUUGGCGGUUUGGUGCGGGACAUAAAGCGCAGGUACCCCAAGUAUCUGAGUGACAUCAGAGAUGCCCUGCACAGCCAGUGCCUCGCAGCCGUGCUGUUCAUCUACUUUGCUGCUCUCUCUCCUGCCAUCACCUUUGGGGGACUGCUAGGUGAGAAGACAGAGGGUCUCAUGGGCGUCUCGGAGUUGAUUAUCUCUACUUCAAUACUGGGCAUGCUCUUUUCUCUGCUGAGCGCUCAGCCUCUCCUUGUCAUUGGCUUCUCAGGGCCCCUGCUGGUCUUUGAGGAGGCUUUUUACAAGUUCUGCCAUAGCCAGGGCAUCGAAUAUCUGACAGGCCGGGUGUGGAUUGGUCUGUGGCUCAUUGUCUUCAUUGUCACCAUUGUGGCUGCUGAAGGGAGUUUCCUUGUGCGCUACAUCUCCCCCUUCACCCAGGAGAUCUUUGCCUUCCUCAUCUCCCUUAUCUUCAUCUAUGAAACAUUCUACAAGCUCUACAAGAUAUUUACAGAGCACCCACUGCUGAGGUCCUACCCACCAAAUCAGAGUAUUCUGAAUGCCAGCAUGUUAUCUGCUGAUUCCACAUCCCUCGACACCCAGAUGCAACCAAAUACUGCCCUCCUGUCCCUCAUCCUCAUGUUGGGAACCUUCUUCAUCGCCUUCUUCAUGCGCAAGUUUAAGAACAGCCGUUUCCUGGGAGGAAAAGCAAGGCGAAUCAUUGGUGAUUUUGGGAUCCCUAUCUCCAUCCUUGUUAUGGUUCUGGUAGACUACACCAUUACUGAUACAUAUACACAGAAGCUGAAUGUUCCUUCAGUACUGUCAGUCACAGCCCCGGACAAGCGUGGUUGGUUCAUCCAUCCCUUAGGCAGCAAGCAGACAUUCCCUGUCUGGAUGAUGUUGGCCUCUGCCGUUCCGGCUCUGCUGGUCUUUAUUCUUAUUUUCAUGGAGACCCAGAUUACCACCCUGAUUGUCAGCAAGAAGGAACGGAGGCUGCUGAAGGGAUCAGGCUUCCACCUGGACCUGCUGCUCAUUGGUACAAUGGGAGGGCUCUGUGCCCUUUUUGGGCUGCCUUGGCUUACAGCUGCCACUGUCCGGUCCAUCACCCAUGUCAAUGCCCUCACUGUCAUGAGCAAGGCGAUUGCGCCCGGUGAGAAGCCAAAGAUUGAAGAAGUGAAGGAGCAGCGCGUGACAGGAGCGCUCAUCGCUGGCCUUGUUGGGCUGUCGAUAGUGAUGGGGAAUGUGUUGCGUCAGAUCCCACUGGCUGUGCUGUUUGGGAUUUUUCUGUAUAUGGGUGUGACGUCGUUGACUGGCAUCCAGCUCUAUGAGCGGCUCCUUCUCAUCUUCAUGCCAUCCAAGCACCACCCUGAUCAUGUCUAUGUUGUCAAGGUGAAAACAUGGCGGAUGAACCUCUUCACGUGCACCCAGUUAGCCUGCAUAGUGCUGCUGUGGGUGGUGAAGUCUACUGUAGCAUCACUGGCUUUCCCAUUUGUCCUAAUCAUGACAGUCCCACUGCGCAGGUUCCUGCUGCCUCGCUUCUUCGACGAGAGAGAACUCAAAGCGCUGGACUCCGAGGAUGCAGAACCAAACUUUGAUGAAGAUGGUCGAGAUGAGUACAAUGAGCUCCACAUGCCUGUGUGA